UGUUGGAGUGGGUGGCGGCAUGAGCAGCGGGGUGGGCCGGCACGGACGGAGCGGGCUCGGGACCGCGCCGGCGUCACCGCGGUCGCCGCUGACAGGCAAGAGCUCUGCGGCCUCGCUGCAUCCAACGUCAACACUGACGGCUGGUGUAGCCGGGACAGGACGCAAGGUAGUGACGACGCGGCUUGCGGAGGCGGAAGCUGACAACGCGUCGUGCUACAUCUCGCUGUACGAGUCGUCACUGCCGACGGCGGUGAGCGAGUUGAUUGACGGCAGCCACGGCGGGAACUUGCGGCUGCGGUCCGCAGUGGUGCCAGUGUCGCGGUGGGGAAGACUACGGAACGGCCUGCUCUUUGAUGUGCCACGGGCGCUCGUGGGCGCAAUGUUUGUGGUGGAGGCGAUGCAGUUGGUGCAGCUAGUGUUCUGCGACGCGUCGUCGUGGCCAUGGGGCGUGGUGGACACGAUAGCAUGGCUGGGGCUGGGGCUGGAUCCACUCGGCUCUGUUGUGCAUCGGCGAGACAAAUGGAAUGUGGAGCUUCGGUCGUUUGGCGGCAAUCCGCUGACAGCUCCCGCCCCGGUCCUUGCACUGAAGCAAGUGCCAUGGUCGCAAGCGCUGCACGUUCCGCUGGUUCAGAUCCUUUUGCUGACGCUGAGUGUAGAGGUUUCUACGGCGAUGUUAGUGCUGUUCUGGUAUGGGAAGCCGCUCGGCGUGGCGAUGAAGCGAUGCGGAUGGCGGAAGAAGCCUGCGACGUCUUUUGCUGCAGCCGCACCAGUGAGCGCGCUCGAACCCAAUGAGUCGCCACCGCAGGCGACAAGUGGGGCGAUGUUGUUUGGAUCGGAUUUCCAGGAGCAGCUUCAGACAGAGCCGGACGAGAGCCAGCGGCGCGGAUCGCACAGCGGCAUUGUGGAGGCGUCUGAGCCGUCUGACGGCCCGCAUGGACAGCAGGCGCGACCAGAAAUGGCGCUUCCGUCGACGUUGGUGCUGGAGGCACUGUAUGAGGCCAACAACAGCGGCAAUGACAUGGAUGCAUACGCGUACGCAGACGACGAGGUGCUGAUGGUGGACCUCGAGGCGCGUGACACAAUGUGCGGGCCGUCUUCGUGGGUCUCAAGCGCAACAAGCAACGCAAGUGCGCGUGUGCAUGCCCUUGCGUUGCGUGUGAUUAGUUUUGUGGUCCUUGACGCAGCGUUGUUACCGAUCUUGCGAGUUUACCUCAAUCUGACGGUGUGUUUCGACGGCGACGACGCGUUUUUGGGCGGAAAAGCCGUGUCUGUGCUCAAGCGGGCACCGCAGCUGACGUGCUGGGACACCAACGUUCAUGUUCUAGUAGCUGUCGGGUGUAUACUCGCGGCUGGCAUGCACAUAUCCCUUGCAUUGUGGUUUGCGUCGUCGGCGACGCUGGCGAUCCGUGGGCUGCUGGCGCAUCCGCGGAUGUGGGUUCUGUACACAAUGGCACGGUUGUGCGUCCUUAUUCUACAAGUGUACGAGAUCGGGUCGUUCCACCUACUGGCGUGGGCAGUGGUGACGCUGAGCACAGCAGGCGUGUGGCUCCACAUAUACGUGCCGGCUGUUGCAGACGUUGUGCCACACUCGCUGCUGACGCACGGGCGGACUGUAGUGCUUGCAGUGUGCGCAAUGGCUGGGCUGGGCGCGUUUGUGCAAGAGCUGGUCAACAGCCGCACCAUGUAUGUGGUGACUGGUGUGAGCGCAGCGCUUAUGGCGGCGGUGCCACCGAGCUUGUACACGUUGCUGUGGCGGGCUGGUGAGUCACGGCUGGUGGUGCUCGAAGAAGUGAUUUCGACGAGCAUGGUGGGCGCAGACGAGCUGACCAACAACAACGCAGAGCAGCUGGAAAAGCUCAUGCAGUACUCGUCGGUCCCGCUCUACCGCGAGUUUCUGUUCUCGUCGCCGCUUGUCUCGUCCCUGCUGCAUCUAUGCCUUACCGGCGACGUGGCGUUGCUGUUCAAGGCGACGCGAAUCAUUGCUGACUUUGCUGUUUCACCGCUUCACGCACGGGCGUUCAACGGAGCAUCCGCGGUGGCGGUCAUUGCGACGUAUGUGGUGUCUGCGUCUGCUCAGACACCAGCCCUCCAGCUUGAAGGCUGUCGGGCGAUGUCCAACCUUCUCUCGCAUGGACCGGGGCGAACGCAGUUUGUGCAGCAGGGAUACAUGUCGCUGGUGGCGACACUGCUGCGGCGGGCAACGGCGAUUCUUGUGCUGGAGGCUGCGCGGACAGCGAGCGUCAACGGUGACCUCGACACGUCGGGUCGGGGGUACUACAAGUCUUCGGCGGAGCUGCUGCUGAAAAUGGGCGGGGCGACGACAUCGGGCAGCGGCGCAAUGAGCGGAAGCGAUGGCGGUUGGCUGGCGUCGGGGAUAGUCUCGUCACCAGAAUAUAUGCCGCGGGUGGACGCGGACCCCAUGCACCCACGGAUGGCGCUGGGGGUGGCGAUGGAGACGCUGAAGAUUCUCACGCUUGUGCUCCAGCUUGACAUCGGCCGCGAAGUGGCAUGUCAGGACGCAACGCUCAUUCUGGACAUUGUGGCUGUCCUUGUUGUGGCGACGCAGCAGAAGCACAGCCACCCGCUAGCUGUGGCGCCUAUCACAAGCACUGGCUCGCUCAGCAAAGAGGUUCGGCACCGCGAGCUUGCGCGGGUGGCGUACAUGGCGCUGGCGAUGCUUGCGGGGUGGGGCACCGGCGCGCAGCGCGGACUACUCAUCGAGCUUGGGCUUGUGGAGAUCGCGAGCCGCGGGCUGGCGACGGCGCGGCGGACCAAAGACAAGAUCUUGCCGCUCAUGCUGGUGGGCAACCUUGUGGCCGAGACGACUGGCAAGCGGCGGUUUAAUGCGUCGGGCGUGACGCACUUGCUUGCGGCGAGCCGGCAUGCGGCGACUGUAGUGCCGGCGGCGAUUGUGCUCCACAACCUUGGACUGCCACACGGGCAGGAUCUGGAGCCAUUCUUGCGGACGGCGGCUGAGAACGCAAUGCCAGUGCUGUCACGCAAGCGGCGGCGGUCCCUGGAUCCGUCACUGACACCGACAUUGGACCGGGCGACGCUUCCGAUUUUUCAGUCGCCGCUGAGAGCGCUGGAGCUUCAAAACACGCGCAAGACACGCAAGUCACUCGCGCGACGCGCGGUGGUCAACUCGGCGCUAAGUCAGCGAAUGCGCGCCGAGAACGGAGAUCCCGGCGACGGGCACUGGGCCGUCCGCCGCAACACGCGGCGACGGCGCAGACAGGGCCACAGCGACACGGGCAGGCAGCGACGCGGGGUGGCGAUGUCAUCACCGUUGCGGACCGGCGGCUCACUGGCUGCGGCGCAACAGGGUGGUGCUGUCAAGCGCGAGUUCGAGCUCGAGCUCGAGCUCGUCGUCCGACUCGACGGUGACACGCAACUCGAGCUCGAGCUCGAAGAGCGCCAAACGGUACAGUUCGUCGCUGGUGCUCUCGUGCUCACGGUCAUCGUCAGCGGAGAACAGUUCGCGAAGCUCGAGUGA
This is a messenger RNA of Thecamonas trahens ATCC 50062, 3496 nucleotides long. RefSeq lists its product as uncharacterized. Lineage: Eukaryota; Apusomonadida; Apusomonadidae. The transcript has 2 exons. The coding region runs from base 20 to 3496 and encodes 1158 amino acids. The record is from RefSeq and is a predicted model, not a curated record.